This is a messenger RNA of Eupeodes corollae, 1242 nucleotides long. RefSeq lists its product as uncharacterized. The coding region runs from base 62 to 1024 and encodes 320 amino acids. The record is from RefSeq and is a predicted model, not a curated record. The transcript has 5 exons. Lineage: Eukaryota; Metazoa; Arthropoda; Insecta; Diptera; Syrphidae.
UCAGUAAACAUUUAUUAUAAAAUCGUUCAAGCAAGCAGUACUAAUUUUUUUUUUAAGAGUUAUGCCCCCCUUUAAGCCUGCCAGGAAACUUGGUUUACAAGGAAAUUUAGGCUUAAAUCCUGAAAAAUCAGCAGAUUAUUUCAUUGAGUCUCAGCAACAAGAAAAGUUAUUGGUUAAGCCUCCUAAUUGGUGUUUACCUGGCAAUGAAAUCGAACUCCUAGCUCUUCAAAAUAAAUGUGAGAACCUUCAAAUGCUUCAACUUCAACACACAAUGCUUGAAGAUGUCAAACAAAAGAGCAUUAACAAUUCCAAGCGACUUGAUGAAAUCAUUACCAUGCAAAAUGAGAUCCGUGAGCGUAUGAUUAGGGCAAAUGAUUUUUUCAAAGAUUUUGAUACCCAAAAGAGAUUGGCUGAAACAACAAUUUCCCAUGAAAAGCAACUUCACAUGGAGCUUAAAACUUCUAUAACCACUGUACAAGAAAAUACUGAGGUCAUGACAAAAUUUUAUGAGGAUCUGAAGAGUGUCAUUACGCAAUUAGAACCAUAUAGAGCUAUAAUGGAAGAAGUUGUUGUCGUUUCCAAUGAUUGUUCUUCGAUCGAGGACUGCAUGAAAAAAUGUGAUUCCUUAAUGAUUACACAAGCUGAAGUUUGUGAACUUCAAAAGAAUAAACUUCAAGAAAUCGAAAGUAUACGUCUUGAAAUGAUAAAACUUACAGAUAAGGCUAAGCUGGCACUUCUUGGGCUUAAUAGUGAACUUUCUGAGCUGGAGAGAACCAGUGCUCAGGUACAUUCAGAAUGUUUGAGAUUAGAAAACAUAAUUGGAGAUACAAAGGAUUGUUUAAUUGACCACAAAACCACCAAGAGAAGAAUUAUUGAUGGGAUUACAAUAAUGUACCGCUUAGUAUGUAAACGCAGAGGUUUAAGUCCGAUUUUUAGUGAAGAAGAUGUUGAGAAGAGAUUGGACUUUAUAAAAGAAGAAAUUGAAAUUUUAAGAGAUGUUAUAAAAGAAUGUUUGAAGAAUUAACAAUUGAAAUACUUUCAUUCGCCCCUUACAAAGACGAGGAGCUUGAAUAUUUUUUAAGGAACGCCAUUUUAAUUUGUUAAAGAUGGAUCUCUUACUUACGUUUUUAACUUCUUUUGGAAAAUUCUCAACAACGAAAAAUGGUGUAGUUCUUAUAUUUUGAUAAGAAUUUUUGUAAUGUUUGUAUGUAUUUUAUUUCUUUUAAUUUAAUAAAUAAAUAA